CCAAAAAUAAUUCAAAAGGACAACGGUAGAAAUCCUACAUUAGCAAGAACAAAAAAAUAACAGACAUUUCAGCAUCUUAAUAUUAAGACCAGUUAAGUAACUCAAUCAUUAACUGAAUUUAUAAACAUUUCAAAAACUUGAGCUAUUGACAAUCAAACUGCACAUUAAGAUUGCCCAUCAAAGAAAAGCACAUCAAAACUCGCUAUGUUAGCGCAAUGAUGACAUACAAUUCGACAUUUUGAUAGCGGUUAGAAUUCUUUGCUUUUAGCUGUAAACUAAAUUUACAAAUCCACCGAACGUCCAACCUAAACAUAAAAUCUAAUUCGGAACAUUGCUUUAGUUUAAUAUACAGUGGACCUCAAAUAUAUUGUUUGUUUUCGAACUUUGCUCAAAAAUUACUCAGGCAGAAAUUAAUGAGUUUAUAUGAAUAAAUUGAGAUCGGAAUGUCAAAAGUGGAAUUCAGAUUAGCUAUUCUGGGAGACGCCGGAGUUGGGAAAACUAGUCUGGUCCACAGAAUGACAAAGAGUCACUUCAAUACUCAUGCCAGUCCCACAGUUGGAGCUUCCUUCUUUGUUCACAGUGUUCCCUUCGAAGACAAAAUAUACGAGUUCCAAAUAUGGGACACAGCGGGCCAAGAACAGUACCACAGCCUGGCCUCGACAUACUAUAGAAAUGCACAAGGAGUCCUCAUUUUGUUCGACCUGACAAACCCAAACUCCUUUUUCACUGCUCAACAGUGGGUGGCUGAACUUCUCUCGAUGAACAGACGAUAUCUCAUCCUCCUCAUCGGCAACAAACUCGACCUCUCAUUCAGAUCAGUGUCAAACGAAACUGCACUGUCAUACGCCAAAAACGUCGGAAUAGGCUACAUUGAAGUGUCGGCAAAAACUGCUCAAAAUAUUGACAACAUUCUUGUAGAAAUAAUCAGCUCAGCCAAAGACAUGAACUUCUUGGCCAGUUUAAGAUCACCUAGUAUUUUGCGCCUAGAAGAGACUACAGAAAUAAUCAAAAAGAAAAAGUUCUGCUUGUUUUGCUAAUCGGUGAU
Molecule: messenger RNA, 1045 nt
Organism: Symsagittifera roscoffensis
Lineage: Eukaryota; Metazoa; Xenacoelomorpha; Acoela; Convolutidae
Product: ras-related protein Rab-31-like
Exons: 2
Coding region: 444-1037 (197 amino acids)
Cellular component (GO): endosome; Golgi apparatus
Molecular function (GO): GTP binding; GTPase activity
Source: RefSeq, a predicted model, not a curated record